Cavenderia fasciculata is the source of this 1086-nucleotide messenger RNA. RefSeq lists its product as uncharacterized. The transcript is spliced from 4 exons. The coding region runs from base 1 to 1086 and encodes 361 amino acids. The record is from RefSeq and is a predicted model, not a curated record. Lineage: Eukaryota; Evosea; Eumycetozoa; Acytosteliales; Cavenderiaceae.
AUGCUAUUCUUCAAAGCCUAUCUCAUAUACGCCAACGCAAGAGGUGUAGGUGCCUUGAAUCUUCAACAUUAUAUGCACUGGUGUCGGCAGUGUUCAAUGCAUGCCACAUCCAGCAACGCUAGACAAGAUGAAGAAAUUGACGACCAAUCAACUUUGCCCUCACGCGGUAAACAAAUGGCCUUGUUACCCUAUACUACUUGUGUUGAUGAUCAAUAUUCACAUCAUCAUCAUCAACAUCAUCAUCAUCAUGACUUUUAUAUCUCUAAGUAUUACAAUGGUGUUCGUUGGCAAGGAAAGGAUUCCAAGUUAUGUGAUGGUUGCAAAUUGACUGAUUACAAUUGUCAAUGCUCCAAGGCUCAAUUGGCGGACAAAGAGAAUGAUUCAACUCUGAAAGUGUCUCAAUUGGCAGAUGAUAUGAAUGAAACUCUAAAAGUAUUCAUAUCACUUGAAAAUACUUCACCCUCUCCAACUAUGCUAUUGGAAUCCCUUUUCUCUUUAAGCAAAAAGACUGUCAAGGAGUUGAUAGAGUUUUGCAAUCUAAACUCUAUCAAAUACUAUCAACAAGAAGAGCCAACCAAAGGGAAAAACAAAAGAGGUUCUCACAAGGAUAGUAAGGGUGGUGCUACCAACAGCAAAAAGGACCAACUUAUCAACGCUAUCAUCAAGUUUAAUUUUGAAAAACAAAAAAGGGAUGCUAGCAAAAAUAAGAAAAAGAGGUCAAAAUCGUCAUCAACUACUAAUGAUCGUUGUAAGGACCAAGAUCAAAGCAAUAGUCAAAAGGAUGGGAACAAGUCUACAAGCAACUCUGUUUCGACCCACGAUUAUGGUUUUGGUAAGUCUCUUUGUGAUAGUCAGAUCAAAGAUCUCUGGAAGUCAAAGAACCCAAAUGCGACAGAAAUGCCAUUUAAAACUAAAUGGCAAUGGCUAUAUUGUCCAGUUUGUGAUCAUUUCUUCAACAGAGACUCGAGCGCUGCAAAGAAUAUUCUCUUAUUGGGAAUCUUACACCAAACCGCAGAUUACAGGCCAUGGAUUUAUCGUCCUUUACCUGCCGAUAUCGUGCAUAUUGGGAGGGUAGACACGACCUAG